AUGGCAGAAAAGGAGAAGGUGUAUCGCAGUGUCUCUUUCAACAAUGUCACCAAGAUCAGAGAGCUUUUUGAUGCAGAGGAUUUAAAAUCUGCUGACCACCUCCAGCACUCCGCCAGCUCUAAAGACAACUCUUUAGCAGACAUAAGCGACAGGCAGUCUCCCAACAGCCCAGCCCCUGAAGCCACUAGCCUCUCACUGCCAGACAGACACCUCAGCAGGGCUGCGUCCCUGGGCAGAGAGAGGAGACACCAGGGCAUGGACUCAGCCUUUCACCCUGACCAGCACUACUCAGACGAGGCAGAGAUUGAGCCAGCCAGCACUAKUAUUAGUAGAAGUGGUAKGUUUYYUAGSGUGGCSSAGSCAUCAAACACGCACAGAGCCCACAGCCCCAGCAGUGGAGGAGAGGGGCCUGAGACCYGGACWUCUAGUCUGAACUCUGACCCUCCACCCUCUGUCCUMGCYGCUGCMCCCRCYYCCCCACCUCGGAGCARCUCCRKGGGCCUCUCCUCCUCCYGUGUCYGCCCCKCUGKAGAGCAGMRGCAGAGCCAGGGGGCCGGGCAGCCCAGGGACAGUUUACAUUCCUCACAUAGCUCCUCCAGACCGGUGGCCCCCUCCUCUGAUAGAGCUUCARCCAGGGCAGCMAUCACAGCCCGCUGGAGGUUCAGCUCAGGAGACGAAGAAGAGGAGUACCACCGAGCAGGAGGAAGGAGUGCUCCCUCGUUAGGUGUCAGCGGAGGUUACCUCUCCCGCGGUAAGAAUGGNUCAGGAGACGAAGAAGAGGAGUACCACCGAGCAGGAGGAAGGAGUGCUCCCUCGUUAGGUGUCAGCGGAGGUUACCUCUCCCGCGGUAAGAAUGGCUGGUGGGGUGGUAAGGUCCUUGGCAGGUCUUCAGGCAGUGAAGAGGACAACCCUGCUUCACUAGGACCCAGCCGAGACACCGUGAGACGCCGCUCACUGAGAAAAAAGAAGAACAGCGAGGUUGCCGUAGCAACGGGGCGAGACGAUGGCGAAUCAGACGACAGUGACGACGAGCAGAUGGGUAUGAUGGAACACCUUGAGAGACACCAACAGAACAUCACCCCAGAACAGACUGGGAGCUCCCGGAACCGGCUCAGAGAACCCAAAGCCUCUAGCACCUGUGCAGCACUGUGGGGACGCAAUUCCACUCCUAACCAGAUGGGGGCUCAGGGGAGCUACAGACGCAAAUACACAUCAGGCGGGGCGGGGACAUCUCGCAUGACCACACCCCUCCCAGGGGUGUCGCGGGUGUCAAAGGUCAACAUCUCGUCAUUUAUUUCGAGUCCCGGCGGCUCACAGAGCCGCAGUAGAUACUGUAGCACCGAGACACUGAAAGAAGAGGACCAAGCUAGCUAUGCUAACAGAAAGGUGAACUGUAAUGCUAUUACCCCAGGCAGUGUGGUUGGUGCAUCCUCUUCCAUGCUCAGUAAGACCUACCACGGUAACUUCACCAUGUACCGCUCCCCCAGCUUCGGACAUGGGGAUAACUUUUCCCACGCCCCUGUUAAAGGCCAACCCCGCAUUCUUCCCCCUGUCAAUCCCCCAUCCCCAGCCACAGGGAACACUGGAGGGGUUGCUAGGGAGGAGACUACAGUGUUCCGUCGGUUGCUAAGUGAUGGCGUAGUCGGUGAUAAGGACAAGAACAGGAUGUCAAUGUCAAACCCGGACAUAGCCUCGGAAACAAUGUCUCUCCUCAGCUUCCUGAAAAGUGACCUAUCAGAUCUCAGAGUUCGAAAGACGGACAAGUCAGGGGUUACUGAGGGGUCAUCUACGGUGUACAGGAUGGGGUCAAGAGGCCUCUACCCAGGACUCCGCCCUUCAUUAAAGGACCUCACUGCAACUCUCAGACGUGCCAAAUCCUUCACUUACUCUGAUAAACCAGUAGGGAGGCAACAUCCAGCCGAGUCCUCGGCCAAAAGAAGCUCUUCUGAGCAACGUCUGGAUCAAGACGAAGAKAGGGAUGGAGGGAGGGGGGCGGUGCCUGACAGAGAGGUGGAGAGUGAUGGAGGAGACUGCAGAGCAGGGGGUUAUGGGUAUGAGGAUGUGAUGCCCACUCCGCUGCAGGACCGGUAUGUCCAGGAGGCCAGGCAGGUAAUCAGAGAUAUCUGCCAGAUGAGCGCUCGCGAGGAUGUUGACGAUGAUGAUGAUGAUGAUGAUGUGCUAGCAACAGAUGGCACUGAAGACAAGGGUUUCAAAAGAAAACAAGUGGAGGAGCAGGAGAUAAAAGAUAGCGAGGGAGGUGAAUUAAAAGAUGAAAGGAGAACUAGAGAGGCUGAGGUUGCCGUUUCAGGGGAAAAAGAGAGGAGGGAGGGGAGAGCUAGAGAGGCUGAGGUUGACGUUGGGGCGUCCUCCGUUUCAGGGGAAAAAGAGAAGAGGGAUGGGAGAGCUAGAGAGGCUGAGGUUGACAUUGGGGCGUCCUCCGUUUCAGGGGAACAAGAGAAGAGGGAGGGGGAAUGUGAAAACAGGGAAAAAGAGAAGUGCCAGCAGAAGGGAGAUUCUGAGGAGAACGUGUUUUAUGACCGAUCUGUUGAUGAGCUAUCGGGUCACGAGUCGAGCCUCACUGAUGAGGGCAUAGUCACAGAACCAGAGACUGGACCUGGUGACCCUGAGAGGUUAUUUGUCAGGUCAAGUUUAGGAUCAUCGUUGGCCAGAGAUGUGCUGGGUCAACCCCUGACCAUCUGGAAGCAGUCUGCUCUGCAUGAGGAGGAAUGGCCAGAGUUAAACGAGGGAAUGCGAGAGGGAUCAGGGUUACACGCAGGAGCGAGAGAGAAACGAGAGAACCCUGUCUCUGUUCCUGCCCUUGGGGUUGAGAGUGAGAGCAUCGCUGUAGUAACAGAGAUGAGUGGUGUCAAUAACAACAACAGUACUAGCGGGAGGGCCAAUAUAUCCCAGAGUGCCUCAGUCCCAGGACUUGAGGCUCCUCCCACUCCGAGCGCUAUCCGCCGCCGCCGUAAGUUCUCCUCAACCGGGAAUACGGGCUCUGACUCCAGUAACGGCAGCAACGGGGAGUCCAACGGGAACGGGGAUCCUACUGUUUACCGUUCGCUAAGCGACCCCAUGCCUCACCGGCGCCACUCUGUGUCAGAAGAAGGGAAUAACAGUUUCUCUGUGGAUAGUAACCUGCUGGGGUCGCUCUCUCUCUCCUCCAAGGGGGCAGGAGGAGUCAGAGGUGGAAGUGUCCCAGAGUCGUCCUCUGCAGCUGAUCUAUCAGAGUGCACGGGCAGCGUGACCAGCGAGCUAUCGGUGUGCAGUGACGGUGGUCUCCGUGACGAUAGUCUCCGUGACGACUACAGCAAUGUGAUCCGGAGCAUUGUUGCAGAGCCAGGAGCAAUGGACAGAUUGAUGACGGAUGACAAAAACAACGGGAAAGCCACGAAGAAGAAGUCCUUCUCGGACCCCAGUCGCCGUGGUGAUGGCCACCUGCUUGACGAAUCAGGGUUCAAAAGUCACCAUCACCCCAACGAACCAAUCAGUGAGCUGGAUCAGCUUGGUCAGAUCCCGCCCUCCAGCAGUGAGCCAAUCCUGAGUGAGCAGAGAGACGAGCUGUGGGAGCUCGGAGACGAACGUGGACGUCCAUUACGUAGUCGCCUUGUCAACAAUGAAGGUGGCAAACUCCGCUCCCAAUCAGAAAGGGAGCUGCACUCCUGUCUCUUUGCUGAUGACACAGAUGGAGGGGGAGGAGGGCAGAUAUUGAACUUUGACCCCAAACUUGCGGAGGUUCUAUCUCCCAGAAUGGGCCGGCGGGCCUCCAGGAAACGCCCCAACCGAGUCGCGCAAACAGCAUCAGAGGAGCUGGACCACUCGGAACCAGGUCCAGAAGACCACGGUCCAGAGGAGAGCCAGGAUCAAGACCAGACUGAGCUCAACCCCCCACUGCCCCCGCCCCCCCCCAAAUCCAAAGCCAGGUCCAAGCACGUCCGCCACGCCAGUGAACCUGCCACCUUCAUCCCCAUCUCCCCACCUCCACAGCCCCAGCGAGCCCAGGGGAAUCCGCCUUCCCUACUACCCGCCUGUGAACCCUCCAUCCUGGGUAAGCCCACUGGUGAGGAGGCCCCCUCCCUGGAGGAUGUGACCAAGCGGUAUAUUCUGGCCCUGAAUGCUCCAGGGGGCGAGAGCGAGCCGUCUGGUUCUGAGUCUGGGUCUAGAGGAACGGUGCCUGUACCAGACGGGUCCAACUCCAGCCCUGCUACUCCCAGUGGUGCCAGAGAACCCAGACUGCAGAGGAAGAGCAGUGUAGAGCUGACCCCACCAGCCCCACAGAGAGCCAAACCCAGAGUG
Molecule: messenger RNA, 4296 nt
Organism: Salvelinus sp. IW2-2015
Lineage: Eukaryota; Metazoa; Chordata; Actinopteri; Salmoniformes; Salmonidae
Source: RefSeq, a predicted model, not a curated record